GGGUCAAAUUGACCCGUAACAUGGGUUACAACAGGGUUAAAGCUCUUGGCCAGUUUUAGAGUGGGCUUUAUUUCUGAAUGUACAUCUUGUCUAGACACGGGUCUUUGCAGCUGCUAUUUUGGGUUGGUCCCUGCUGCACUUUCACAGUCACAGAUUUUCCAUGUUACUAAUGCUGAGAAAGAGGAAGUGAGAAGGAGGUGCUGAAAGCCCCAUGAAGCGCUACACGGUCCACAGCCUGUGAGAAGGGGAAGUGGAAGCAUCAGUAAAGUUCUUUAAAAACAACUCAACAAGGCCAAGCGGAUUAUUCUCCCAAACAGCUUUGAUCAGAGGUAUUACAGAAUGGCUCAAGGCUGCCUCAAAUGUUUAAAGAUCACAAUGUGUGCCGCCAACCUCCUUUGCUUUAUGUGUGGUGUGGCCGUGCUGAGUCUUGGUGUGUACCUGAUGGUGAACUUCAGGAUGGCUGCACUCACCCCAAACUUGGCCAGUUUCAACACGUCCAACAUGCUGCUGAUCAGUGGCAUCAUCAUCACUUGUGUGUCUUUCCUGGGGUUCCUCGGUGCUCUGAAGGAGAACCGUUGCCUCCUCUUGACGUUUUUCCUGCUGCUAUUCCUCCUGAUGCUGGUGGAGUUGACUGCAGCAUGCUUGCUACUCAUGUACGAGGGAGAGAUCUCUAAUCUGGUGAAAGAAGAUCUCAUUAAGGGUUUGGAAAAGGCAAAAGGAAAGACAGGAAAUACGACAGAUGUGAUAAGUGAGUGGGAUCUGGUUCAGAACCAGUUUGAUUGCUGUGGAGUCGUCAACGCGUCAGACUGGGGGGCGGCGGUGCCUCGGUCUUGCUGCUUGAACGAUUGCAGCGGAACGCCCAUCUACAAGCCAAAGGGCUGUCUGCAAACGUUGAAGAACUUGUUUGAAGAUAAUUUCCUAACCACUGGGAUUUCUGUCAUUGUCUUCUGCAUCAUCGAGGUCUUGGGAAUGUGUUUUGCCAUGACGCUCUUCUGCCACAUCAGUAGGUCUGGACUGGGCUACAAGUUAUAGACGAUAUUUUCUCAAACAAUAUCACCUUUUGUCACAUUUUAGAUGUUAAUUCUGUACAUUUCUAUCAUUCCAGAAGGCUAGAAAAUGAAUGAAAUGUUGCUGAAAAAUGCUUAUUUAAAAUUAGAAAAUCAUUUUGAGUAUGUAUGCCAAAGUUUUUCACUCAUGAGAAACCUAAAAGUUUCAGACAUCUCUGGUAUAUGGUGACGUGAGAAAUGAAGCGACGCAAAAUCCAUUUUUCCAGCCUACAUGUCUUGUGUAUAUGACUUGCUUGUUGCAAGUUUCUUUCAACUUAUCUACACUGCAGAUUUUUUUUUUUCCUUUGAAGGAAACUGUUAGGAAAAGCAGCUGUCCUUGCAAACUGUAACAUAUCCACUGUAACUGCACUGUAACUUCCACAACUUUUGACACCCUUUUAGAAAACCUGUAAUAAACCAAUGAAGUGUUGUUUACUGUAUUAAGACUGCACAAUAUCCUCCAUUUUGAGUAGCUUCAUGUUGCAGAUCAACAUUUCCUGAAGCGAGCACACAGUUCACAGACCUGAGUUGGAGCCAUAGCUGUAACCACUUCCUCUUCUGACCCUGCUUAACUACAAGUUGUUUCCCCUAAAAACAGCCUGACAGUUACACAUCUCACUGUUUGAGUUAGCCAUUAAUAUAAAUGUUUAAGACUUCCAACUUUUCAGGAUUCCUGUAAAUUCUGUCAAAAUUGACAAAUGUAAACAUUUCCUCUUCUCAAAAGGUGUACAUGAAAGGAGGCAGAAGACUGUAAAAGGCAUUUAAAAUUGCAAGUAAAACAGAUAAAUUUAUUUAUUUAAAGAAUAAAUCCUGCAUCAAUAUUUUAAGACAAACUAGAAAAAUACUAAGAUUUCCUUUACACUUUAAAAUAAUUUUGUUGUUUUUGAAACCAUCACACAAAAAUAGAAACAAUAGAAUAGAAACAAGAACAAUUUUUGUAAUCAAAAAAAAAAAAAAAAAGAUGUAACUGUACACAGCAGAAUAUACCAUUUAUUGCAAACUGAACACCCCUGACACCCCAGAAACUAUGAACACAAGUAUUGCAAUUCACCUAAAGAUAUGAAGGACCAAAAAAACCCAAAACAAAACAAAAAAAACCCUACCCUGUUACAGCGCUCUCGUCCUCCUCUGCUCUGACAAAAAAAACUGUUUUGUUUAAAGGGAAAGUUCACCCCAAAAUAAAAAAAAUUAUACAUAUUCUUCCUGUUACCUGUAGUGCCAUUUAUCCAUCUAGAUUGCUAGAUUAAUUUGGGGUGAGUCGCAGAUUUUUGGAUGUAAGGGAACUAGAUGGCAUUUCGCUACUUUUGAAAAUCCAACAGCUAUGUCUCUUUCCAGAAAUCAUGAACAGGUUACUGAAGAUAAUCCACAGACCCUGCUGUGAGCAGUUUCAUGUAGAAACUUCUUUCUGUAUCACUGUGCAGAAGGAAGCGUGCAUGUGCUGAUGACUACGCUAACUAGCCAGCUAAUGUCAAAGGUCAGCUAUGGACACCAUUAAUGUUUAACGUCUCCAGCACGAGCCUCUCGUCCAUGCAUGCUUCCUUCUGUGCAGUGAUAUGGAGUCGAUUUGUCGAAAGAAAACAGCUCCUACAUGAAACUGCUCACAACACGGUCUGCGGAUUGAGUAACAAAGCCGUGAUUUCUGGAAACUGCUGUUGAGUUUCAAAUGCAUUUUUGGCACUCUGAGUGCCACACGUGAAAUGCUGUCCGGUUCCGUUAUUUUCCAGAGAGUGCAGACAUCCUUACAGCCGAUACUGGCAAAAAUCUGUAACUCACACAAAAACAAUCUAGAUGGAUAAACAGCACUACAGCUAAAAGGGAAAAAAAAAAAGAUGUAUUUUUGAUUUGGGGUGAACUGACCCUUUAAGUCCCCACCCCCCCCUCAUCUGGUGCAGGCAGCACGGUGUCUUGUAUGUGUCAUGAAGCCAUUCAGGUUCAUUUUAACAGGGAUUUCCAGCAACUGUAGUACUUGUUACGACUUCCUUUAGAUACCUGAACAUUCUUGUUUUGGAGACACCACUCUAACACAAAAGAGAGUUAAAUUAGUUGAGUGAAAAUGCUAAAAAAUAUCCUGUCUGAACGUGAAGAUAAAAGUCCUCCACUACAGCAAGUCCCUCUGAGUAGAGAAUACGUUCAUGACACUGAUUCACAGGGAACAUGGUGUGACAUUAUUGCAAAGCACUCCUGAUCUUGCAUUAUCAAUAUAUAUAUUUU
Molecule: messenger RNA, 3257 nt
Organism: Scatophagus argus
Lineage: Eukaryota; Metazoa; Chordata; Actinopteri; Scatophagidae
Product: leukocyte surface antigen CD53
Exons: 8
Coding region: 340-1032 (230 amino acids)
Cellular component (GO): membrane
Source: RefSeq, a predicted model, not a curated record